Molecule: messenger RNA, 1452 nt
Organism: Penicillium alfredii
Lineage: Eukaryota; Fungi; Ascomycota; Eurotiomycetes; Eurotiales; Aspergillaceae
Product: putative hexokinase Kxk
Exons: 5
Coding region: 1-1452 (483 amino acids)
Biological process (GO): intracellular glucose homeostasis; glycolytic process; glucose 6-phosphate metabolic process
Cellular component (GO): cytosol; mitochondrion
Molecular function (GO): mannokinase activity; glucokinase activity; ATP binding
Source: RefSeq, a predicted model, not a curated record
AUGGUCGGAGCGAUCUUAGGGUCGAUCCACGAUAUACCGCAAAACCUGCUGCAGCAGAUCAAGGACUUCGAGGAUACCUUCACUGUUGACAGUACGAAGCUCAAGCAGGUAGUGGACCACUUUGUCAAGGAGCUCGAAAAAGGUCUCAGCGUCGAGGGUGGCAACAUUCCCAUGAACGUGACCUGGGUCUUGGGCUUCCCCGAUGGCUACGAGCAAGGCACCUUUUUGGCCCUGGAUAUGGGCGGUACCAACUUGCGCGUUUGCGAGAUUACCUUGACCGACGAGAAGGGCGCCUUCGAUAUUACUCAGUCUAAAUACAAAAUGCCCGAUGAGCUCCGUACCGGCACCGCCGAGGAGCUGUGGGAAUACAUUGCCGACUGUCUGCAGCAGUUUAUCGAAUUCCACCACGAGAAUGAGGACUUGGCCAAGCUGCCUCUGGGUUUCACCUUCUCUUACCCCGCUACCCAGGAGUACAUCGACCACGGCAUCCUGCAGCGUUGGACCAAGGGUUUCGACAUUGACGGCGUGGAGGGCCAGGACGUCGUCCCGCCCUUGGAGGAGAUCCUCAAGAAGAGGGGCCUGCCCAUUAAAGUCGCCGCUCUCAUCAACGACACCACCGGCACGCUCAUUGCGUCCUCAUACACCGACUCCCAGAUGAAGAUCGGCUGUAUCUUCGGCACGGGUGUCAACGCCGCCUACAUGGAAGAUGUCGGAUCGGUGCCCAAGAUUGCGCACCUGGGUCUGCCCGCGGACAUGCCCGUGGCGAUCAACUGCGAGUACGGGGCGUUUGACAACGAGCACGUUGUGCUCCCGCGAACCGAGUAUGACUGCAUCAUCGACCGCGACUCGCCGCGCCCCGGCCAGCAAGCCUUCGAGAAGAUGACCGCGGGUCUGUACCUGGGCGAGAUCUUCCGCCUGGCACUGAUCGACCUCCUCGACUCGCGGCCAGGCCUCAUCUUCAAUGGCCAGGACACCUCGAAGUUGCGCAAGCCGUACCUGCUGGACGCGUCCUUCCUGGCGGCCAUUGAGGAAGAUCCCUAUGAGAACCUGUCCGAGACCCUAGACCUCUUUGAGCGCCAGCUGGGUAUCCGCCCGACCCCGCCCGAGCUGGAGCUGGUCCGCCGCCUCGCAGAGCUGAUUGGCACCCGUGCCGCCCGCUUGUCCGCCUGCGGUGUCGCCGCCAUCUGCAAGAAGAAGAAUAUCGAGUCCUGCCACGUCGGCGCCGACGGCUCCGUCUUCACCAAGUACCCGCACUUCAAGGCCCGCGGCGCCCAAGCCCUGCGCGAGAUCCUGGACUGGGCCCCCUCCGAGAAGGACAAGGUCUCUAUCAUGGCCGCCGAGGAUGGUUCCGGUGUUGGUGCCGCCUUGAUUGCUGCCCUGACCCUCAAGCGUGUCAAGGCAGGCAACCUGGCCGGUAUCCGGAACAUGGCGGACAUGAAAACCCUGCUGUAA